CAAUGAGAAGUCUGUGUUUGGGCUUUUUGUCGUCAAAAUAGACUCAAUUUAAUUUUUCUAUUUAACAUCAUCUCAAUUGCAAUACUUAAAUAUAAAACUUAAGAGAGACAGAGUCAUUGUCAGAAAUUCCGCCAGUUGUUGGAUAGUUUUAUAUAUAUAUAUAUUCUCUAUGGUAAAAGUCGGCAGCCCGGGACCCUCGACAUUAGGUCCCAGUCGGAAGGUUUCGGAGUACAAACCAAAGACUUAUAAGUCGGACACCGGUACCCACACAUACACGGGAUACAAGUCGCAACACAAUGAUAUGGUCAGAAAUAACGAACAGUACAAGUACCAUCCACCGGCCGACCAGAAACCCAAAGAGUACAAGUAUGAAUACAAGUCCUACAAGCCCACGUUUAUAGGGAUCUACGGCGAAAAACAGAGAGAACGCACACUGAGACCCCCACCCACUCCCCCGGAGCCCAGGCCAAAGAAAAGAAUCCCAAGAACAACGUACACGUGCUACUCAGUGCCCAAGGGGCCGGAUAUAAAGACAGGCGAUAUGGGACCGGAAUACAAGGUCCGUAAAUAUCAAUACGAGGCUUAUAAUAACACGGUGUAUGAGUCUCGUGGGUACAACUCUGACCCCCUACAGGGGAGAGAUAACCGUACGGAUACGAAUAUGGAUUAUAACCCGACCUCACAGAAGUACGAAUUGACGAAAGAUAAUUAUGCGGGAUAUAGGCACUUCCACUUUGGUGAAAUUAAUGAUCCCAUCUCGACGAAGGGAGACAACGAGUCAAAAUAUCAACCUGAAGAAAAACCAAAGAGAGAAGAAAAACCCAAGACAGAAGAAAAGAAGAAGCCAGUUGAAUCUAAGCCAACCAAAGCGGUGGCUGCUGUGGUUCCCUUAAAAGCCGGACCAAGGACGUAUGCUACGACCGGAACGCAGAUGCAGCUUUCCGGUUCCAAGACCGGUUCCACACAGACUCAAUCUGUGAACAAGAAGUCAGCUCAGACGCAGUCAGAAUCCGCUAAAACGCGGGUUUUCGGUACUCAAUAUGAGGGACGACCUACGAAGGCGGUGGCCAUACAGACAAACACGCCGUCCCCACACCCUCAUGCCGUGCCGCUUGUGAUGGCGGCGCCGAUGUCCGCGAAGAAAGUAAAAACGCGUUCCGAAGGCGUGCAAGCGUCUGAGACACCCGUUAAGACAAGCGUCCAAGGAACUCAAUACGAUAAGCCCAGCCAGAGAAUGGUUAACACGCAGACAUCGCCGAUAAUAUUCGCUCCGGCUACCACGGCGUAUAGCCGCCACCCGACGCCAGACUACGGACGCGUACACCGGGAAUCACCAGUCAGCCGUCCACCGCCUAGAAGAACGCCAUCACCAGAAAUAGCUCCUUUCGUGGUGGCAGCGGCAGCCUAUAGACGGUCUCCGUCUCCUAAAUAUAAAAACAGAACACCAUCACCAAAAGCCAACCGUAAACAGCCAAGUCCAACCCCAGUUAAAUCGAACGCCGACUCGCGUUGGACACCUUCACCGGAAAUGAUUAUAGUUGCUCCAGUGACGGCCGCAGCGAGAACGUCUAAAUCGAAGACGCCAGUUCAGAGUAAACCCAAACAAAGAACACCAACUCCUAAGCAGCCGACGCCAUCUCCAAGACAAAGGACACCGUCGCCGUCCAUUAUACCAGCAGUAGUUCCAAUUGUCGCGGCGCCUGCCCGGAAACAGCCGAGCCCAUAUAAAGAGGAGCGCACACCAACGUUCGCAAAACCUCAAACGCCCCCGAGAGAGAACACUCCGCCGAUUCGAACUUCCCCAAAGAAUGAUACUCAGCCCCAUGCAAGCAGUGGUUUUCCUUACCAGCCGAAUAAAUCCCGACUUCCGCCGGAAAUAAACUCCUGCAUUGAGGCUUACGAUUCCGCACAUGGCCCACAAGUGAAUGGGGCCCUGCCAACCAUUCAGCGGUCAAUGGCAUUGACUUAGAACAUCAGCUGUCGAUGACCUUCACCUAAACUUUGGCAGGCAAACGAAAUACUUGAUUGAGUUUUCCAACUUCAGACGUCGAACUAUAUAGAAUUUUUCCUGCAAAUGAUUUUCCAUAUAAGAAUAUAUAUUUGCAGUGUAACACGUCAAGCAAAACUGUUUCACUGAGUCUUGUUACUAUUUGCUAGUAUGACCAAGGUUUCGUGUAUAUAGGAAAUGAUUUAAGUGUUUAACGUAAUACGGCUUUGAGCAUCCGAGGACGGGCUUUGAGUAAUUCCACCUGUAUCACCAUUAGCUGCUGCUAAUUUGUUUGUUUUUUCGUUUAAAAAUAGUCUUAGAAUUACAGGGGCAUUAACCAUUGCUAUAGAGCGAUACAACUAUUAUGUACAUUGUAUCAUGCUGUUUAGUUUCAAAACGGACAUGUAUCCAAGUAUUUCAUAUUGCCGAUGCAUCUCUGUCAUUCUCUGGUGACCCUUUAUUAAUAACUAUUUCAUAGUAAUGACCUUGGCAUUAAUAUGCAUAUUUUGCAAUGAAACAUUUUUGUUUGUUUUAUUCUAUGUUUGACAAAAAUACGCUGGCGUAUUUAAACUACGUGCAUGUGAGAGAUAUUGGGUGUUAAAAUGAAUUUACCCACACAAGUGGUAUUUUGAAAAAAGGGCGCUUAAAAUAUUUGAAUAUUUGCCAUGGGUCAAUCUGGCAGAUCUUCAUGGUAGGCAUGGUAGCAAAGAGCAGAUAACUCAAAUAACCUUUUGGCAGGUUUGGCACUUUAGCAUCAGACCAGUGCGGCCGGUUUUCAUUCAGCAUCUUAAGUAAUUUCCAUAACUUAAAGCUGCACUCUCACAGAUUGAACGUUUUGACAACUUUACAUAUUUCUAUCCCAAAAUUGAUGUUUUAUGCAUUUUUCUUAAACCGUUAGUAACGGUUUAAGCCAUAAAACAUUAAAUUUGGAAUGAAAACAUGAAGAUCUGCGAUCUGAUCUUUUGUCAGCAGUCUUUCAUCACUGGUUAGCAGAUAUUUACGCAAAAACUUUCUUAUUCCAAGACAAAAAAAAAAAAAAGUUGGAAAACCGGUAAAUCUGUGAGAGUGCAGCUUUUUAAGACACGUUGCUUAUACAUGAAUAUGUAUCUCAUCGGACACAUGAUAUAGUCACUUAAAAAAAUCUGAAAUACUUUAUUUUCCUUAACUUUAUUGUAAAUACAUGUACAUCUUUAUAUUUAGAAAACGCGUAUAUAUUUCUUUUAAUUCGACUCUUAGAAUAUUUAGAAAGUCGAUUUAGCUAGGAAAUGACAUAAGAUGCUUCAUGAUUACAGGCCCUGUAGACCUCUCAUGCGAUACUUUAUCUUGAUUAUGCAGACUCAUGUUUAUCGUCGAAUUGAAAUAAAUGUUGAGUCAG
Mya arenaria is the source of this 3362-nucleotide messenger RNA. RefSeq lists its product as uncharacterized. Lineage: Eukaryota; Metazoa; Mollusca; Bivalvia; Myida; Myidae. The record is from RefSeq and is a predicted model, not a curated record. The coding region runs from base 170 to 1969 and encodes 599 amino acids. The transcript has 6 exons.